AUGGCUAUGCAGAGGUGGGUACGUAAUCAGGAUGAGGCGGCUGCACAAGCACCAUAUGAACCUACAAUCAGUGGAUCAAUUAAUAAUCAAACAUGUAUGUCCAGAUGGCUGUCUGCCAACGAUGAUAACGAGAAGUAUGGUAAUCUUAAAGGUGAAGAGGUCAAGAGUUCGAAAGAAGUGGUAAAAGUUGUAGCAAGACCCUAUCACGCCAAUGCAACAACAUCAGUUAUUAUAACUAAUGUUAAACGGCUAGAUAUUUUGCAGGAAAGUUUGAGCAAAUCGAAAAAAACUAUUGCUGAAGUUUGCUAA
Molecule: messenger RNA, 309 nt
Organism: Brugia malayi
Lineage: Eukaryota; Metazoa; Nematoda; Chromadorea; Rhabditida; Onchocercidae
Exons: 3
Coding region: 1-309 (102 amino acids)
Source: RefSeq, a predicted model, not a curated record